Messenger RNA from Nicotiana tabacum (common tobacco), 1721 nucleotides. RefSeq lists its product as uncharacterized. NCBI's taxonomy places the organism in Eukaryota, Viridiplantae, Streptophyta, Magnoliopsida, Solanales, Solanaceae. The record is from RefSeq and is a predicted model, not a curated record.
UAGAUGAUUUACCUGGUUACAGUUGGGGUGCAGCUGUUCUUGGUCUCUUGUAUAGGCAGAUGUGCCGGGCGAGCAUGGGCAUCCAACGAGACAUUGCCGGAUUUUUGCCGUUGCUGUUUGGGCCUGGGAGCGGUUCCUGCAAUUGCAGCCACCUCUACCACCCAUCUCUCCGGAUGCACCACCUCCACCGUUUCUCCCUUUAGCUAGGAGGUGGGUUGAUAAGCGAGGCUACGGACGCGAGGUCGAGGGUCGACAUAAUCUCCCCUAUUGCAGGGAUUUGUUGGAUUUGUUGGCGGGCAUGCAAGUACAUGUAUACUUAAGUUUACUUGGCCUGGCUUUAUAUGUGUUGCGUAUAAUCACGAUUCCUGUUUUUACUUAAUAGUUCAUUUGGAGGCCAUAUAACGACGAGCUAAUAGCUGGUUUGCAAGAUUAUUGCUCGACCGGCCGACUUAUGUGGAGCUCUUUCGUCCCGUUGAUGUGUCUCGAUAUUGUCGAGCAUCAUGCCACUGAGCGAGUCCUUCGCCAGUUUGGUCGACCCCAGCUUGUACUUACUCCGCCCGCUUGGCUUAGGACACAUUGCUAGCGGGAUGAUCGUUCCAAGGUUGACCAGACAUACGUGGCCUGGCUAGAGGUGCAGAUUGAUAUUUGGGACCGUUGGCAUGACCUGAUUCCGCCACCCCCUCCACCAAAGCAUACGGAUGGUGAGCAUGAGUAUAUGGUCUGGUACCACAGCGUUACCCGACUUUUCAUCGGGAAUCUCGUUCAUCACGCCGGCGGUCGGUACAUUCCAUACACCGGGAGGCUAUUGGCUUACAUCUGUUCUACCAGUUAGGGCUGCAGAUGCAGCAGUAUACCGGCGAGGGAGCGGCCGCUUUGCAUGAGUAUGGCUGCCAGGUUACAGAUCUGGCUUCCCGGACAUGGAGGCGAGCCCGAGAUGACGAGCGCUUAGGACACGAGGCUAAUUAUCUGCUGCCAGAGCAGUACCAUCCUGGGCCAGUAGUGGAGCCUGAACGUGAUCGACGUGGCAGGCGUGCCCAGAGAGAAAGAGGUGUCCCACGAGGUUGUGGUGGUCAGUGGGGACGUGGUCCCCAACAACGGGGCGUUGAGCCACCUGUUGAGGAUUUUGGAGUUGAUCAUCCGGGUGACCACCCUGAGCCAGACAAUGCUCCUCAUGAUAUGCCGUCAUUCAGCCUUCAGCUAACGCCAGGGACUUCACAGGUGUACUCGUCAGCUCCAUUGUUGAUCGCGGGCACGACCAUUAUGCGACAAGAGUGGGAUAAGUACUUUCCUGGUCCCCCAGAGCCAUCGAGGGUUGUUGAUGAUCGUCCGACACGAGAUGUGCAUAGUGGGCGCAGACUGAGUUAUGGGUCAUCAUCGAGGGAUGCCGAAGAUCUUUCACAGACAUCAUCCUCGCCCGUCACGGAGGCUACUUUAUGCGAUACUGACAUGGCUGAGAUGGAUGAUUAUAUUGAGGAGCCCGCCGAGACCAUGGUUACUGCUGGACCGAGCCUGCCAGCCUUAUCGACGAUCAUGCUGAAGCUCAUCCUCCGAUAAAGAGGCGACGUGAUGAGGAUGAUCCUGAUAGUGUAGCCGGGCGGGAUGGGAUGUGCCUCAGGCCAGCCAAUGCUUUAAAGCAUACAGGCUGUGGGACACAUUGGCAUUUUUUAUUAUCUGUACAUAUGACAUUCAGUAUAUAUUAGCAACAUUAUUUAUGUUUUACA